Pneumocystis carinii B80 is the source of this 1700-nucleotide messenger RNA. RefSeq lists its product as hypothetical. NCBI's taxonomy places the organism in Eukaryota, Fungi, Ascomycota, Pneumocystomycetes, Pneumocystales, Pneumocystaceae. Gene Ontology annotation, biological process: regulation of transcription by RNA polymerase II. The transcript has 2 exons. Bases 47 to 1654 code for a protein of 535 amino acids. Gene Ontology annotation, molecular function: DNA-binding transcription factor activity, RNA polymerase II-specific; RNA polymerase II cis-regulatory region sequence-specific DNA binding. The record is from RefSeq and is a predicted model, not a curated record.
AUAUAAGCAUUUUUCAAGAUAUUUAUCAAUUUUGGAUAAAUUAAUUAUGGCUACACAUUUAUCUUACAUGGCAUCAAUUUCUAUACCUGAGUCUCAGUAUACUAUCACGUCUCCAGCUCCUCUAUAUUCGGUUUCGCCAUCCAAAAUCUUUCGGCAAGACAUUCCUCGAUCAUCACCAUGUAAAUCAAAUAUUUCUUUUAAAUCCACAUCAUCUCUUCUUCCUUCACCUAUGAAAAGUAUCACGAAUCAACAUUAUAAAGCACCGUCUAAAACAUCUAUGAAAAUAUCUCUUGCUUCACAAUAUCCGCCUCCACCGACGUUUUCUAAAGACAAUUUUGAGAUACAUUCACCAGCAUCUUUAUUGGAUGAUAAAGAAAAUAUGGUUCCAAAUAGCUUUUCAAUACCAAAUUCAAAGCUUUCCAAAGGUUCUUCUCGCCAGGAUUCGCAUGAAUCAUCGAAAAAUACAUCUAUGCCACUACAGAAUCUUGUGAUUCCUGAACCACAUGAAAUGCCUCUAAUUGAGGAUGAUGGUCAGAAGCCUCCUUACAGUUAUGCAACACUUAUAGGAAUGGCUAUUUUGCGUGCACCUCAACGUAGAUUAACAUUAUCAGCUAUUUAUCAUUGGAUUUCACAUACUUUUGAAUAUUACUGCAAUAAUGAUUCUGGUUGGCAAAAUAGUAUUCGGCACAAUCUCAGCCUCAAUAAAGCCUUUGUUAAACAAGAACGGCCUAAAGAUGAGCCUGGAAAAGGCAAUUAUUGGACUAUUGAACCAGGAUAUGAAUUUCAGUUUAUGAGAGGACGUACUCGCAAAAAUACAUCGAUAUCUAAACGACCUACUUUAACACCUUCUAUAACUAUACCCCAGAAUGACAAAAAGCGGUCUCUUAUAGAAAAUAUUGUUGAAUCGGAUUGCGAAACUCAAUCUUGUAUAAAGCGCUCCAAAAUAGAUCAUAAUAUGAAUAACACAUUACCGUCUUUGUCGUAUCAGCAUUGUGAUACUACUCCUUCAUCAAUGAAUGAGAAGAUGGAUAUACUUUCUAAUAAGAAUGGCUGUCUUAAUAACUUUUCUCAAUGCCAAACAGCUCUUUCUAAACAAAUACUUCUGCAAAAUCAUAUUGAAAGUCAUUCUACUGGAGCGAUGUUAGAUUUUAUUUCACCACCUGUAUCUCCUCGUCACGAAUCUAUACUCAAUCCAACACCUUAUUCUCCACUAACACCUAUUCUUACUACACAGACUACUUCAGUAUUGCCUAAUUCUAGUCCUACAACAUGUUUACGUAAACACAGAGAUCAUAUCAUUAAAUUAUUAGGAACAUCAGAGAAUAAUCAAGCUUUUGCCGAGGAAGAUCUUUGGGGAACAGGAAGUAUCGAUAAUUCCCAAAAUCCUAAUAUAUCUAUUUUUGAAGAUGAUGAUAUCGUAUCUAAAGCAUGUUUUGGUAGCCCUGAUAAGCGUGAAGCUAAACGUCGAGAAAUCAGAAGAAGUUUGAUUUCCGGAUUACAUAGUAAAGAGCUUUAUGCUAUGGAGGGUGUUUCUGAAGUAAUUGAUAUUUUUGGGAUUGAUAUAGUUAGCAUUGUUCGUCGGGAAAUUGAGCGUAUUAAGCGAGAUGAGGACUCAACAUCUGGAAAUACAGCUCUUGAGGAAUGCCUUGCAUAGGAUUUUUAUGACUUGCUAUGCUUAAUAAUCGUAUUUUUUUUGGUUA